Messenger RNA from Cladocopium goreaui, 1019 nucleotides. NCBI's taxonomy places the organism in Eukaryota, Dinophyceae, Suessiales, Symbiodiniaceae. The record is from the annotation of a GenBank genome assembly.
CCGAUCCCUUGGCAUCAGUCAGCUCCGCCCCUGCCAUGGCUGAAAAGACCUGUCGACAUUUCCUGGAAGGCCGGUGCAAACAUGGCGACGCGUGUCGCCAUCUCCAUCCCGAGACACCGGAGAAAGCACCUGAGAAAGCGCCGGCGCCGCCUGUUUUUCCCAAGCCCGACUGGGGUGAUCCGGAGCUCGCUGGGGCCGACUUUGCGAAACGCCUCACCGUCUCGCCGCGGCGACCGAGGAAGACCACCAUGCCACAAGUCGUGAGAACAUCGGAUGGUUUGAUGCCACAGCUGACGCGACAGAUGUGGUUCAGAAUGGUGCUCCGCAUUACACCUGUGGCGGGUGGCCUGAAAGCUGCACAGUAUGCAGCAAUGAGAGAAAUGAAACUCUCGUUGGAUCACGUAAUGCAUCCAGCCGCAUCCUCCAUGGUGUCCUUCGGUGUGUUGGGCACGGGCUUUCAGUCGGUGAUCUAUAACACUCUGAUCUCGGAGAUGUACAAGGUCUACACUGGCAAGGCCAAAAAGGCAGUUUCUCUCCGAGAGCUUGCCAAAGGAGUUCAGCCGGGUUUAGUGUGGUGCUUUGGGCGUGAGAGCGUGGCAAUGGGAUUGGGACUGUAUUUGGGUCCAGUCGUCAAGACCCGCUUGGCCGCUGCUGUGCAGGAUGAGACUGGGAAACCCUGCAUUGCCGGCGUACACCUCCCAGAGGGAGUGCUACGCUUCAGCGCCGGUUUUGCUUCAGGCGCCUGCACGGCCUUUGCCACGCAGUGGAUGCACAACGUGUCCCUCUUCGCAGGCCGCUUGGCUGCCCACGGCGCGGAGGAGGGAGCGCCCUAUUACACCCGCGCUGCAUGGCACACGGCUUACAAGGAGUUGGGCCCUGCAGUGUUCUACAUGAAUUAUCCACAUCGUAUGUGCCUCAUUGCUGGGGCCGUGGCGCUGUUGACCUAUGUGGAUAUCUUCCAUCGCCCUGAGCUGCGAAUGCUCUAAUUCGAGAACAGGUGAGCCUCCAGUGAUGGCUAU